ACUCAGAGCUGUUGUUGGAGGAAGAGGAGGAGCUUUUCCCUCUUCAUCACCAGCUCUCUGAGCUCCAGGUAGCUGGAGAAUCUUUGAGGUUCUGGAGUAAUAUCUGUGUGGUUCUGGUUCUGUUCUGGUCUGACCCGUUCUGCUUGGUGGGCCAUGCAGCGCUGCGCCUCCUCCCAGCCUCUUGUGGAGGAGAUCCAAGCUGAGGAAGAGGAGGAGGAGGAAGAGCAGGAGGUGUUUCAGGAGACGGGAGGCGUUAACGAGGAGCAGGUCGGUCCGGUGGAGGAGGCGUCGGCCCGGGAACCCGAUGGCCGGCCAGCUCCUGUGGAGCAUAAGAACGGGAAGCGGGCCGAAGCCGGACCCGGCGUGGCGGACGGCGGUCCGAGGUUCUCCAUGUUCACCUGGCUGAUGGUCGUGGCUCUGCUGGGUGUCUGGAGCUCCGUGGCCGUCUUCUACUUUGACAUCGUGGACUACGACAGAGUCCUAGCGAGGGCGCAGGAGUUUCGUAUGAACUUUUCUGAAGUUCUGCAAGGGAAACUAGCCGCCUACGACACGGACGGAGACGGAGACUUCGACGUGGAGGACGCCAAAGUUCUGCUCGAUCAGAGGAGGUUCAGAGGAAGCUCUGAGCGGAUCAGAACAGAGGAGGAGAAGAAGAGAGGGAGGCGCAGAGCACCAGGAGAGACUUCAGAGGAGGCUGAAACGAACCAAACCAAAGCUCAGACUUCGGGUCCUCUGGUCCGAGGCGUCAAGCUGCGCUCGGCUCUGAGGGAGGAGCUCAGGCUGAUCCAUGAGAAGAUGGAGGCCAAGAGGAUCGCUCGGAUCGCACUGGCCGAGAUCCGGGCGCUCCUGGCUGAGGAGGAGCAGGAGAGGGAGGAGGCUUGGGCACAGAAGAUGAAGGACCUGGAAACAGCUCAGGAGCAACUGAGGGAAGAGAGGAGGAUAGAAGAGCAAAGGGUGGAGAGGGAAAGGGCGGAGAGGGAGAGACUGGAGAGAGAAAAGGUGGAGAAGGAAAGGGCGGAGAGGGAGAGACUGGAGAGAGAAAAGGUGGAGAAGGAAAGGGCGGAGAGGGAAAAGGUGGAGAAGGAAAAGGCAGAGAGGGAAAGGGUGGAGAAGGAGAGACUGGAAAAGGAGGAGAGGGAAAGGGUGGAGAAGGAAAGGGCAGAGAAGGAAAAGGUGGAGAAGGAGAGACUAGCGAGGGAAAGGGCGGAGAAGGAGAAACUAGCGAGGGAAAAACUGGAGAAGGAGAGACUAGCGAGGGAAAAACUGGAGAAGGAGAGACUAGCGAGGGAAAAACUGGAGAAGGAGAGACUAGCGAGGGAAAGGGCGGAGAAGGAGAGACUAGCGAGGGAAAAACUGGAGAAGGAGAGACUAGCGAGGGAACAGGUGGAACGACAGAGGGCAGAAAAAGAGAGGAGCGAGAGGGAACGCCUCAUCAAGGAGAGAGAAAGAUUAAGCCAAGAAAGAGCAGAAAAGGAAAGAUUAGAGAAGGAGAGACUCCAAAGAGAAAGGGUCGCCAAGGAGAAAGCAGAGAAAGAAAGAAUAGAGAGGGAACAACUUAGUAAGGAGAGAGAGAGAAUCGCCAAACAGAAGGAGCAACUAGAAAAAGAAAAAAUUGUCAAAGACAAAUCUGAAAAAGAACAAUUGGACAAGGACAAGGCCGAAAAAGAAAGACUGGAGAGGAUUGCUAGAGAAAGGGAAAGAAUGGCCAAAGAAAAAUCUGAAAAGGAAAAGAUAGACAGAGCAACUAAAGAGAAGGAAGAGAGACAGAGGAUUGCUAGAGAAAGAGCUAGAUGGGCUCAGGAGAAGGAGAGAUCAGAGAAAGACCUGGCAGUGAGGAAGGAGAGGGAACAGAUGAUGAAGGAAAGAGAGAAGCAGGAGAGGGACAAGUUGGAGAAACAAAGGCUAUCCAGAGAGAAGGAACUGAUGGAGAGACAGCGGCUGGCUGGAGAGAAGGCCCUCCAGGAGAAGAUGGAGGCAGAGAGGUUGGCCAAGGAGAAGCAACUAAAUGCCACAAAGAACGACAUGAAGAGACGAGACCUUCCAGAGAGGAAGUACAAUGCUUCCCAAGCUUUAGCUCCAGCAGCCAUCAGGAGGGACAAGAUGGCUGCUGAUGGGACUAAAAACUGACUGAUGAAUGGACGAUGCUCCAACUCUAUAGUCCAGGGAAACGGAUGAACUCCUGGUUUAAAAACCAGGUUUAUCUGGGUUGGGUUUGUUUGGACACAUGCAGGUGUUGUACCUGUUGGGAUAUUGGAGCCAAAUUCUGUUUGGUCUCUAUAGAUGGGCUGUAGGCCCAAAUAUACGAGCCGAGGGGUGACAGGUGGUAGGCAGGCAUUGAACCCAAAAGGACGUAAGUUUUUGACCGCUGUGGCUGAGUCUGUGUAAAUACUGUUGUGUGUACUUGGGAGUUAUUGGGUUUUGUGCAUUAAUUGUCUUGUCAGAGUUGAAUAAACUGGUGAACCUGAAAUGCAAGAAAACCCUUGGCACUGACUUUUAUGUGCCACAAGAGGUACAAUGUUUGCCACCUAGUGCGUCUCAGCAAAGCAGCUAUGGAUCAACACUUCAGCAGUACAGUAUUACACUGGUUAGUACAAGGGAUGACACCAGUCCUCCUCUGUCUCCAACUUUUAGCAAGUUGAAUCAGAUACUUUUAUUUUGACAGAUAAAUGAAGAUUUCAAAAUGUCAUUGGGCUGUCACUUUAGACAAGUCACCUGUUAUUGAACACCCAAUCAUGGACACGUAGCGCUAAAGGAAACUUGGAAUAAACAUAUUUCAGAGAACCUGGCGUACCGUGGGAGCCAGAGUACCUCCAGGUAUCUGGAGAGUACCCCCAGAUACUCUGACUGCUACUAGCAGGAUCUCCAGUAGCAGUCAGUCUUGCUCCCCAUCCACAUGGAGACGUACAGAAAGGUCCCCAGGUCGGGAUUCAAACCCAGUCAACCGUUCUACCGUCAGCCCCACUCUGGUGUUUGGUUUGUAUCAGCUGGUGCUCCAUGUAGAUACUCCUAGCCACUUUAUUUUUCUUCAUAGUUGCAUGUUUUGGAUGAUCAAUGGGGAUAAUCAUAAAAGUGAUAACAAAUAUAAAAUUUUAUUAAAUUCAGGGUUUUUUUCCUAAAAACUUUACAGACCUUCCCAGAUUGCUGUUCUGAUCCCAGUUUGGGCCAAUUGAAGAAUGAAAGAUUUUGAUGUGUUAAUUACCAAAGAAAAUAAAAGUUGAAUCUUUGGAUCUCAAAGAUGUUGGGAAACAUCCCCAACUUCUGAAAAAGUUGACCCACGGUUGCAACAAAGUGUUGUACCUCUAAAAAAUGUUGCAUAAAACCAGUGGUAGGAACUGCUAACUAAAAAGUUAGCUGUGCUAACCCUAAAGCAGUAGUGGAGCGCUAAGGCACUACACUAACACAGUAUGUAGCGGAAGCUAAUGCUAAAAUUGCUCAACUGUCAAUAACAAGAACUUCAACACAGAUGUUGAACUUUAUUCAACUGAGUUUACAAAACACCAAAUAAAUUAAUGUUUUCAAAGUUAGCUAAAUGCUAAGCUAAAGAUUAGCUCCUCUAUUAGCAGAAGUUUGUCCACCUCUGUAUAAAACAGACAUGAGGGCCGAGUGCAGACACCAGCUACAUUUGAAUAUUGCUGUUGUGUAAAUGAUUGUUUACACGGGGGACCAGCAGGGGGCGCUAUAAAAACAGACUCUGCUCUGCAUCAGGAGCUCCAGCUCCUUUCUGCUGGUUCACAAACAUUCAACUUGUAAUUAUGGCAACUUUUGUCAGUUUCUUGUCUUUAAACAAUCAAUAAAAAGCAUCUUAACUCUGUAUGUAGAAGCACUGAAACUAGAACAUACCACAGGUAGAAACUUUAUUAUAAUACAUUUAAUAUAAAGAUAUGACCUCAUGUUUCUGUGUGGUUGUUUGUUAGGAUUGCUUUGGUUUAAGUUCAUUUCUGUUUUAUUUCAUUCAUUUUAUUCUUGGAUGUUUUGAGUUUGUAGUGAAAUGUUUGGAGUUCAGUUCAUGAUCCUCUGGGUUCCUCCUGGUGACGGCUGCCUGUAAACCACAUCAGUCAGACACUCUGCAGGUUUCUCUUCUGCUUUCAUGUAUUUCCUGUCUGUACUUUAAUAAAACAGAGAAAAUGUUUUGGCUUCA
Xiphophorus couchianus (Monterrey platyfish) is the source of this 4138-nucleotide messenger RNA. Its product is annotated as un-named hu7910. The record is from RefSeq and is a predicted model, not a curated record. Gene Ontology annotation, biological process: peptidyl-aspartic acid hydroxylation. Bases 154 to 2127 code for a protein of 657 amino acids. The transcript is spliced from 10 exons. Gene Ontology annotation, molecular function: peptidyl-aspartic acid 3-dioxygenase activity; protein binding. Gene Ontology annotation, cellular component: membrane; endoplasmic reticulum. NCBI's taxonomy places the organism in Eukaryota, Metazoa, Chordata, Actinopteri, Cyprinodontiformes, Poeciliidae.